CCCACUUCUUUUCUCUUCAGCUAUUCCGCUUGCUUGAUUGCUUGCUUGCCCUUCUCUGCUUUCAAUACCUACCUGUUCGAUGAAGGAAGCCUCAUCCGACCCCGAUAUAGCUACCAAAGGCUCUGAUGUACAGCCCGUAGCUUAUGGACUCUCCGAUCGGCCGGAUACUGAGCUUCGCGACCUGCCGCCUUUGAACGAGCACGUCGCCGCAACUGCUACAACUGCUACAACCGCACCAACCACCAAUCCAAAAAACCAGACCUCCAACAGCCGCAAUGGCGUCGCCGUGUCUCCCCUCAGCACUGAUGCUCCCAGCGUCUUCACCGAGAAGCCAGACUCCCGCUUCCUCAAGCCGGCAUCUGCCCAGAAGCUCUCGUCAGCGCCAUCCUCGCAGGAUGAGAGGCAGGGGUCUAUCUUAGGGACUAAGGAAGCAAAAGCCAACACCUCUACCCCCGAAACUACAAGUUCCGACAACGACAACGACAACGACAACGGUAGUGUCAAGAAGAAGCGUACCUUUGUCGAGGAAUUCCGUAGAACUUUCUGGCUGGUCCUUACUCACAGCUGGUUCAAUGUCUUGCUGGUCUUUGUGCCUCUUGGCAUCAUUCUCGCCAACAUCAAGGGCGUUAAUAGUGGCGUCAUCUUCGCCAUGAACUGUAUUGCCGUGAUUCCCCUCGCUGGCCUUCUCAGCUUUGCGACCGAGUCGGUGGCCCGUAAGAUGGGCGACGCCCUCGGCGCCUUGCUUAAUGUGACGUUUGGAAACGCCGUGGAAUUAAUCAUCUUCAUCAUUGCCCUGGUCAAGAAUGAAAUCCGUAUCGUCCAAGCUUCUCUACUAGGUUCCAUCCUAGCCAACCUGCUCCUCAUUUUGGGCAUGGGCUUCUUCCUCGGCGGACUUCGCUUCCGAGAGCAAACGGCUUUCCACGCCUCUUUUAACGAUCCAAGCCUGGCUGACCGCGAAUCGCUUAAAAUCAGCCGCGGCACUAGUGUUCUGAAAUCACACGCAUACCUCUAUGAGUCUACUCCGCAGAACAUCGUCGAUGCUGAGUCUGUUCCGGGUCCCGCCGCAGCUUGGUUAGACUCUUCAAGCUCGGAUUCUAGCUCGUCUGAUAGCUCGGAUUCGGAUGAUUCCAGCCACUCUCGGGAUACCGUUCGCCGUGCCAUGAGAAAGGUCCUUCGCCAUGGACGCAGAAGAAAGUCGUCCGUUGCCUCUGUGGAAACAAGCGACCUGCAUCCUACUAGGACCUCGUCUUUUGGCACCACAACCACCAAUCCUCAAGAAGAGUCUUCAGAAACUUCAUCUUCCCGUCCGCAAUUCCCCAGACUUGGGUCUACCGAGACCAACGAAGAGGCUGUUGAGGACGAAGAGAGAUCUCAUCACAAGCGUAGAAGGCCCAGUAUUCGACACAUGCGCAAGAAAUACAAAAAGAACCGUCGUCACCACCGCCAUCGUGAUGCAGACGGCGAUGCUCAGCAGGCAAUCACUGAACAACCUGAACAGAAUUCGCAGAAUCAUCACGGAGACGGAGAGCCUCGCCGUGUCGACUUUGCUAUCCCCAACGAUACAGUUGCAGAUAGCGGCAAUGAGACAUCCAAACGGCCAUUCCCUGCUCUACGCACCAUGUCUGUGAAGAACCUGGCGCCUACGGUCUUUGUCCAAAAGCCCGAGCUGGAUGUUCUGUCUGCCGCCCCCGCUGGUCCUGUUCCCCGUGUUCGUUACGGUAUUCGACGCACCAACUCCCUACCUGAUAGGCUCAACCAUCAGAUUCGACCUCCCGGCGCCAUGUUGCCAGCUCAAGUGCCCUUGACCGCCUUGACGGCCGGUGCUGAAGGGGAGGAAGAGGAAGAACACCUCACUCAGACAGCAGCCAUUAUUCUUCUACUUCUUACGACCGGUCUUGUCGCAGCAUGUGCUGAAUUUCUCAUUGGCUCUAUCGAGGACGUCGUCGCCACGUCGAGCGUCGGCGAAAUCUUUAUUGGUCUCAUUGUCCUGCCUAUUGUGGGUAAUGCGGCGGAGCACGUCACUGCCGUGACUGUGGCGAUGAAGAACAAGAUGGAUCUGGCCAUUGGUGUUGCUAUUGGCAGCUCCAUUCAGAUUGCCAUCUUUGUCACGCCCUUGGUCGUUAUUCUGGGCUGGAUCAUGGACAAGGAGAUGACACUGUACUUUACCCUCUUUGAGACUGUGUGUCUCUUUGUGUCGACCUUUAUGGUCAACUUCCUUGUUUUGGACGGCCGAAGCAACUAUCUCGAAGGAGCUCUGCUUUGCGCAGUCUACUGCAUUAUUGGCGUUGUCGCCUUCUUCUACCCGGCCGAGGCCGAUGCAAACUCGUGGGGCAGCUAGUCACUGCGCCGGCGAGAAUAGCUAUUGGCUAGUUCUCUUCAAUAAGGCUUCUUCUUUUUGCUCCGCCCUAUGAGGUGGAGUAGAGCCAUGGGUGAGAUGGCUUUGAGAGCAGGCUGGAGAGCGCUUGGCAGGAAGUAUAUUAGCAUAUCUUAGUACAAUCGUGUCAGCGUUGGCUUUGUACAUUGUACAUCCAUACGCACGCCUUGGUAAUAUACGGCGUAUUUGCGC
Molecule: messenger RNA, 2566 nt
Organism: Trichoderma virens Gv29-8
Lineage: Eukaryota; Fungi; Ascomycota; Sordariomycetes; Hypocreales; Hypocreaceae
Exons: 3
Coding region: 80-2338 (752 amino acids)
Biological process (GO): calcium ion transmembrane transport; intracellular calcium ion homeostasis
Cellular component (GO): fungal-type vacuole membrane
Molecular function (GO): calcium:proton antiporter activity
Source: RefSeq, a predicted model, not a curated record